GUUGCGGAGAUCCUGAGGUUCCUGCCGGAUCCGUGGUUCGUCCAUCCUCUCCCCUAGAGCAGGAAGUAUCCUGCAGGGAGGGGUUCAGGUUUUCUCUCCAUAGCAUGGAAGGACCUGGAGCUAAAAUAACCUGCAACAAGGGAACCUGGAAUACAACUGGUUUAAACUGUGAAGUUGUGCUGUGCCCGGUUCUAACCCCACCAGAGAACGGAAACCUAUCCAUCUCCCUUGAUCAGGACGGACGUGAAGUAUCCGCAGAGUUUUCAUGUUCCCGUGGAUACGUUCUAUCCGGGGUAUCCGGUAUGGAGUGUGUGAAUGGAUCAUGGAGUGGGAGAGAGCCGAAGUGUUUGAUUCCGAACUGUGGAGUUCCUCCUAGAGUUCAGCAGGCAACUGCUCUACUAGUCAACGGAACUACGUCCUUGGGAGAUAUAACCUUCUUUUCCUGCAAUCCUGGAUAUAUCAUGGUUGUAAAUGCAACCUCAGAACCAAUUGCUCAGGAGAGAACUUCUAUUGUAUGUACUGAGAACAGUACCUGGAGUCCUUUAACCCAGUUCACCUGUAUCAACGCAAGUCAGCUUACCACUGGCUGGGCUGGUUCAGCAUCUUUAUCAAUCAACAUAAUAUACUGCCUCCUGGCUCUUCUCAUCACCCUGAUCAUUCCACUCAUCCUUGUCCGAUGCUGUAGGAACAGGUGUUGCAGGAGAGUGGAGAAAGCAGAAACUAGAUCAGAUCUCCUCAAAUCUCCCAACUCAGAUCUCCGGGAGUACGACCUAAGCAGGACGGAUAGUGUUGGCUCUGAAUUUGACGCCUACAGUGUCUCCGGUAUCAAAACCCCCAGUAUCGGAGUUUACAACGUAACCACAGGAUCCAUCAUUCAUCCGGCAACAGUAAAUCCAAGCACUCUGAGAUCAUUCUCAACCUCACACAAUACCUUCAAACCUUUAAACUAUCCUCUUCAAUCACUCUCUCUUCACUCCUGGAGCUCUGUACCCUCUUCUAUACCAAACAUACAAUCCCUGCCUCCUGGUUUCCUACCUGGUAGUUAUGUUGGAACCCCGAUCUCUUUCCCAGGGAAUUCAAGGUUUCCAGGUGGCAGCAUUGGUUUCCCACCCGGAUACAAUGCUGGGAGUAAUACUAGAAAAUUAUCCAAGACUGACGAACCUAAGAUUGACGAGUCCGGGUAUGCAACCCUUAUCUUGAAGAAGGAACCUCUGUAUGAACAGGUUACUCCAGAACCUGAACCCGAACCCGUUACCUACGACAGUGUACCCAGACGAUAUAGCGUACAUGAAUACAUGAACACGGAGUCCCUGGCCAAAGUGGUUGAAAAUAUACCGGAACAGGAGGACACUUCCUCGUUCCCUGACCUUCUGGAGAUGGUUACUAAGAGCAAAACUCCAAGUCCUGUUGCAAGAAUGAGAAAUGUAACUCCGGACAAUACUGACAUUGCGCAGUUGUAUGCAAAGGUUGACCUGGAGAAGAAGCGGAGUAGUCGUCCUAGCUCCGGGGAGAAUUAUGAACCAGUGGUUGGACAAUCCUUGGAUUCAUCCUAUACCAAGGGAUUGAUAAACAAGUUUAACUCUCUUAUCUAGAGUCAAAUAGUAAACUUCUAAAUUAUAGAUACUGGUUUUGGGUUUAAAAGAUAAUGUAAAAAAACCAAUAGAAAAUAUUGUUCGUCAAGGUCAGAAGAAUGUUUGAUUGUUUCCGGCCUUUUGUUAAACAUUAACGGAAGUAAUAGCAAAAUAAUGAAAGGGAUUUUAGUUUUAACCAUAAUUAGGUUCUUUUGUUCGCAAGCAAGUAUAGAUAUAUUAAAGAUCUUCUCUUUAAAAUAUUAUGACCACGUGCCUUUAUUAGAUUGUUUGUUAAACAACUUUAAUUUUGUGGGUUAGAAGAAAAAUUUUCUAGACGAAUUCAUACAAUUUUAGAAAAACAUGUAAAUCGAAACAUUUUCUAAAUACCGGGGUAUUAUAAUUCCCCAAAAUAGCUUUGUAAAGUAUAAUUCAUAAAAAUUUUCUAGUCAUUCAACUGUUAAAUUGUUUUAACUGCUUGCGUGUUUAUUUUUGACGUUGAAAGUUUCUAAGCUGUUUAAAACUUGUAAAUAU
Messenger RNA from Eurytemora carolleeae, 2102 nucleotides. RefSeq lists its product as uncharacterized. The record is from RefSeq and is a predicted model, not a curated record. Lineage: Eukaryota; Metazoa; Arthropoda; Copepoda; Calanoida; Temoridae.